Messenger RNA from Verticillium dahliae VdLs.17, 2820 nucleotides. Its product is annotated as protein kinase domain-containing protein. The record is from RefSeq and is a predicted model, not a curated record. The transcript has 4 exons. The coding region runs from base 1 to 2820 and encodes 939 amino acids. NCBI's taxonomy places the organism in Eukaryota, Fungi, Ascomycota, Sordariomycetes, Glomerellales, Plectosphaerellaceae.
AUGACCCCCGCAGAAAGGCGAGCAGUGUCUGUUGAUCGUCGGGCCCACACGUUCAUCCGCGCGCCUUCGCAGCCCAGGGCAUUUCCGAGAGCCAGCGCUCCCGAGCUUCCCUUUGAGAAGGUGGGCGAGUCGACGCUUGACAGGAUCACCUCAUCCUUUGAACAAAGACCGGUCACCAGCCUCGAUCAGAUGGUGCAAUCAGCGACAGCCGAAACAUUCGUCCGUGCUGACCAUUUCCCCGACAAUGUUUCCCUCUCAGAUACUCACUCUGUCACCACAUCGCAAUACGAUGUCAUGAUCCAGGAGGAGCUUGAGAGGACGUGGAUACUUAACCUAAGCAUGCACUUCCGAGACAAGUCCAAGCGUGAAAAGUUCUUUGUCACUUACCGUGACAAGGAAACCUCCUGGAGGCGGGUCACAAUCUCGUUGGAUUACCGCAAUGCCCCAGAAAACUCACUGGAGAUGGAUCUUGCGCAUACCAAACUUCAACGUGAGAAGAGUGCUAAGAUUUAUGAGGCUAUCCGAGAAAGCCUGCAGGACAUACAGUUCUACGAAACCGUCACAAACCUGAAGCUGCAAACCACAGACGGUCGUCUGCACGUCCAUGUUAUGGAGGACAGAAACGUCUGCCCCCUUGCUCCCCCUUUCAACGAGAUCAUCAACUACCCCACUGUUCGACAGGUACAACACCUCGGAUGCCAGAGGAUCAGGGAGCGAGACAUCAAUUUUGACUCGCACAUGUCCGGCUUCGUUUACAAAGUCAGUGUUGGCCAAGAGGUCCUCAUCAAAAAGGAAAUUCCGGGACCUGACACCAUCGACGAGUUCCUGUAUGAGAUCAAUGCACUCAAUCGACUUCGCUACUCGAGGAACGUCUCCUCAUCAGCUUUGCUGGGCAAGGGGCACUUAUCGACCUUCUGUUUCGUACAGGGUGACUUUACCCUUUCAAACAUUGUCAUUGACGACGAAGGCGAUGCCAAGAUCAUAGACAUCAACAGACGAGGGUGUCCCGUAGGUUGGGAACCUCCAGAGGCAACGCCACUUAUCGAGAGCGGCCAGCGGAUUUCGAUGUACAUCGGUGUCAAGUCGGAUCUGUACCAGCUUGGCAUGGUUCUAUGGGCCCUAGCUACGCAAGAAGACGAGCCUGAGACUCAUGGGCGCCCCCUCAUCCUAGAACACGACGUUGACGUCCCCCACUGGUACCGCGAACUCGUUGGAUUCUGCUUGAGUGAUGAUCCUCGACACCGACUGCAGGCUGCGUCUCUUCUCACUCUAUUCCCUGAACCCGCUGUCCGUCAUGACACCGGAAACGAUCUUCCCUCAAUCUCGGUAGAUGAUGGGUACUCCAUGAAAGAGUAUUUCGUAGCCGACGAGAACGGCCAAUCACGCGUCAAGACUGUUGCGCAGCCCAGCGACUGGUCAUACGUGAAUCGGGGCCAAGCAGCAGGGUACCCACAGGAUCCGUACUACUAUACGAGAGGACGCUCGCCCCCGAGUCCUCUCCCGAGUCAUCACGGUCAAUUUGACGCCUUUUACAAGGGCUCCCAAGUCUCGGGCUGGGCUGGCGCUCGGAACAUCGCGCCCUCAUACAGCGACGUGGGGGCAGAUGAGAUGAUUAGAGGCAGAAGCAUCACCCCGAGGACGAGUAAAGAUUCUCUUGCAGGAGAAAGUCACAUGGAGUCGCGAGGUCACGCGACGCUUGGUGGCGUGUUUGAGACAAGUGAGGAGCCAUACUCGAUGGCCCCGGCCUCGCAGGGACUGCGACGGGAUUCUACCAGCUUGAUCCCGGAUGUCAAGGAUGAACUUGAUGCUGCAGUGACGCCCACGCCAAACACACCCGUGAAAGAGGAUCAGAAACUUUUAAACGACGACACUGUCCCGAUAUCUACGGCUCGAAUGCUACAAGCCAACGACGAGGACCAGCUGGUGGAGGUUUCCAAUCCGCUGGAGGAAACUGCUCAAGGCGGGAUAUGUGCAGCAACUCAAAAGCCUACAGAGAUAAACAGCGAGGCAGAGGCCACGACCAACAGCCAGCAGGCCCUCAAGUCAGAGGACUCGUUAAGUGUUGUGGAAACAAGCGUAACCACUGUAGCAGACACUCCAGGUUCGGGUCCACAGGACACGCACAGAACUCCACUUAAGCUUCCCACUCAACUAGAGCAACCAAGCAAGAACCCUGAAAGCAGCAGCGCAGGAACCGACAAGACGCAAUGCCACGCCAUGCUUGAGGAAACGGGCCCCGGGGAAGCAGAGAACGAUGCACAGAUGAAGUCUCACGAAACGCCGCCACUCAUCGACAAGACCGCGCCUUUGCCUGCAGAGGACGCUCUCUCGACAGUGCGGAACGUGAACAACGAUGAAAGUCCCCCGGCCGACGACCAUGGCGCUGACGGGACGGAGGGAGCCCUUGUUCCACCCAGUGGAUCUGACGGGCACGCGCCGCUCAACACAGGCUCCACAACGGAGCAGGAUAUACCCGUGAGGGAGGCCGAGGGCGAUGAUGAGACGGCUAAGGCGACGGGGCUUACAGUACCCGGAGGAGAGAAUGACGACAGCAAUGGAGGCCUUCCUGGGAGGCCUGAGGAUGGGGCAGCGGUCGGAAAUCAGCCCAAAGAGGUUUCAACAAUCUUGGAAGAAGGGAAAUUCGACCAAGAAGACACGAGAUCUGUUCAAGCUAUGCCUCAUCCGGCAGAGGCCGUGCCGUCCUCAAAACCUGAAGCAAAGCAGACAGAAGACGAAGAGAUUAUUGAUGAGAAACGUUCCGGCACGAACAUGCCUGUGGCCGAGACGAUCUCGGCAAUCACGACAGAAGGACCGGUAUGA